Ilex paraguariensis (yerba mate) is the source of this 1412-nucleotide messenger RNA. NCBI's taxonomy places the organism in Eukaryota, Viridiplantae, Streptophyta, Magnoliopsida, Aquifoliales, Aquifoliaceae. The record is from the annotation of a GenBank genome assembly.
AUAAAUAAGACAACACCCUCCAGCAGCCGUCGCACCUUGUCUUCUUCCCUCUGAGUUCUGUUUACCUCCCGAUCCUCUCUCUGUACAAAUCUCUCUCUCUCUCUCUUCAAAUUCACUUCGCAAACAAGCUUCUUCCUGAAAAGUGAGUCUCGGAUCAGGUUAUCUGCAUUCUCUUAUUGUCCGAUCCAAUGCUAUUUCUCUCUCUCAUUGUCAGAUCAGUCUCUAAUCGUAUGAUUGAUAUUGAUGAAUUUGACCUUCUCGAGUUUGUGAAUUGAUUUGCACUUAAUUGAAGCUUGAUCAAGGUGAUGUUGAAUUGGGUCUCUGUGUAUUGCACUAGGCGCCCAAAUAAGUUUCAACCUCAUCCCUAUUUCAUCCACCACGAUCUGAUAUUAACUCUGCCUCUUUAGCAGAGCUAACCCGGAAUUUUUGCCCAUUUCCACCCAACCCAAAGUGAAAUUUAACAAAAUGAAAACAUGGUCUUGUUUGGACGCUUUUUGCAUCAACCAAAGUGGUUUGAUUGGGAUUUUACAUUUUAUACUGCGAUAGAGAACAAGUUUGAAAGAUGCAUCUGAACAGCCCAGAAAAUUGCUUUUAUUAUUGAUCUUUAUUUUUUGACUUGCCUUCUGGAUUUUGUGCAGAUAUAAUUUUACAACAGAAGUUUGUUGGCAUCCAUGGGGACUGCUAUUGAUGCUUCAAACAAGGUUCAAAAUGGAAGCUCACUAGUUGAGAAGAAGCUCAAGGUUGUUUUUGUCCUGGGUGGCCCUGGUAGUGGAAAGGGCACCCAGUGUGCAAAUAUUGUAGAGCACUUUGGCUACACCCAUCUAAGUGCUGGUGAUCUUCUUCGAGCAGAAAUAAAAUCUGGUUCUGAAAAUGGGACCAUGAUUCAGAACAUGAUUAAGGAGGGAAAGAUUGUUCCUUCGGAGGUAACAAUCAAGCUCCUCCAGCGAGCAAUGCAGGAAAACAACAAUGACAAAUUUCUAAUUGAUGGUUUUCCUCGUAAUGAGGAAAAUCGUGCGGCAUUUGAGUCCGUUACUGGUAUUGAGCCAGAAUUCGUUCUGUUUGUUGAUUGUUCGGCAGAGGAGAUGGAGAGGCGCCUUUUGAGUCGUAACCAGGGAAGAGAAGAUGAUAACAUUGACACGAUAAGGAAGCGAUUUAAGGUUUAUAUGGAAUCCAGUCUCCCUGUGAUUGAGUAUUACAACUCUAAAGGGAAGGUUCGGAAGAUUGAUGCAGGGAAGCCUAUUGGAGAAGUUUUUGAAGCAGUCAAAGCUGUUUUCACCUCCCCGAAUGACAAGGUAGAGCAAUGUAAUGCUUCACAGAAAGUAAAACGAUCUAAGUUAGGUUUGUUUGCACGGAAAGAAAAUUCUGGAAAAUGUCUUCUAUGCUGCUUUUGGAUGAAGUGUGGAUCAUCUUGA